Petromyzon marinus (sea lamprey) is the source of this 4540-nucleotide messenger RNA. The record is from RefSeq and is a predicted model, not a curated record. NCBI's taxonomy places the organism in Eukaryota, Metazoa, Chordata, Hyperoartia, Petromyzontiformes, Petromyzontidae.
CCUGGUAAAACGCCACAAACGAGACGUGUAAAAUAAAAAAAACGAUACCAAACAGAACUGGUUGAAAGCGCGAUUGUGCAGCGUUGUGGAAUGACAAUCCAUUUUUUUAAAAGUUUUUAAUUAUUUUUGUUGACUCGCAUGAGGACACUUGAAACGCCGAGGGUACAGUGGGUCGUGCAUAUUGGCGCACUUGAGGCGUUUAAGGCUCAAUUAAUAUUUUGCGGGUUGUCGGUAAACUAUGGCUAGGCAUGUGACCUAGUACCCACAACCAUAGCUAUAUGUAUACUGGAUGGUGUGUGCGGAUAGUUGACCCAGACCCACUUGGCUAAAAUGAAUCCCUAGUUACUCCCUCGAGGGGUUGCUGCUCUGGUGCAAUGUUCAGUUCGCUGGACAUGAAAUCCAGAGGACGCCGGUUCGGUCUCCCGGCACAACAUUUUGAAACGGUGAGCAGCAGCAGCAGGUUUUGCCGUCGGGUAAAGUGAGGUUUCUGCUACUCUCCCGCCUCAUUCCAAGGGAUCUGGCCAACACGGAAGAGUAGGCCAAAUUUCCUCCCUAAAGAGAGGGGCGCCCUGCCACCAAUCAAUGGUGGCGUGAGCAAGGACGUUCGGCCGGUCUGCACCUUCACACCCCGUAGGCACGUGUUGUGCAAAGGUCGCGCGUGUCUCCGCUACAAAGGUCGCUUAAAUCUCAGCCACGUGGGCUGAGGUGUCCAAGCAUGGGGGUGGGGGAGGGAGUUGCGGCUGAGAAGAGAGUUAGUUAAAUGAGAGUUCACGGAUAUAUUUCCCCCCCCCCCACCCCACCCACCAGGAAACCUGAAAUGUAGUCAUCUAUAAUGGCAUCUGCAAUAAUCACGUGACAACGUGUAGACGAGUUGAAAACUAUCGAUGUUUCCCCACAAUACGAGGAGGUGGCCGAGCGUUGUCAUAGGACGAUGCACUGAGCUUCGGCCACCCGUAAUUUUUAAACCGGGUUCUCGAGUGUCGUGCGGUCGAUGGUCUCGGCCCCUACAGCAAAGUUCGACAUCCCUUAAACCUGUCUGAUGGGUAUGUAAGCAUGCACGUGUGUGUCUACAAUCGCUCUCAACCCUUUUUGACGCCAACAUCAGACCACGCGGGUGUCCGAGUCCAGUUCGGAGAUGGCCUUCAUUUCAGCUUCCAUGACCUCUCCAAAUCGGUCUCUUUUCUUCAACGCCUGGUCCACAACCGUCGACGACAUCACCGCCACCACGAAAUCCCCCCCGGCAGAGCACGUGCACAGCCGAAAAACAUUUGACCCGAACGAUUCUGGUAACGCACCGGAUCUGUUUGACCUCGUCUCCCGCCUCCUGGAUGAAGAGGACGCAUCGGAGACCGAGGAAAGGGUGCUGUCUCCAGCCCCGCACAGCUUGCCCUGGCCGCUCCUAAACCACGCCGCUCCUCCACCACUCCAUCUCCCGGCGCACGUGCCUUCAGCGACGUCUCCUCCACCGCCACCCUGGCUCCUCCCCGGCGGGGGUGUGAUGGCAGGGCUCCGCUCGGCUGAGCAGCCGAGCGGAGCGGCGGACGCGCGGGGGACACCGGGGGCCGUGAGCAUCCCGCCGGGCCGGGGGACUUCGCGCUUCCUGGGACGCACCAUGGAGGGGCUGAGUCUCGAUGAGCGGGCGGCAGCGGAGGAGGAGGAGGAGGAGGAGGAGGCGUGCGUGGCUCUCUCGUCGCCCCUCUUCACCUCCGCUAUGCACACCUUCAGGGCCGGGCUUCCUCCGCCCGACGGCUUGAUGCGGUACAACGAGAAGACGUCGGCAGAGAUGACGGCGAUGAUGAUGAUGAUGCAAGAUGAGAGUUGUUCGCGGCCAAAUUACUCGAAGGGGAAUUCUAACCAGAGUACCGGCAGUGGCUUCAGGAGGCCGCUCGGCUCCCGGAACUGUGUGGCGGUCUCUCCGUUCAACCGCCAGGUUGUCGACCCAACGAUGAUGACGCCGAACCUGCUGGCGGAUGAAGAUGGGACGAUAAAGACGUCAGCGGUGGCCGGGAUGAGCAGGCAGAGGGAGCGACCGUGGCAUCAGUGGAGCCAUUACAAGUCGGGCGCUUGCAACAAAAGCGAUGGCCCUUUUACCAGGCCGGCUGAGAGCGAGUGCCACUCCGCACCAGUGUUUGGCAAGUUGAUGACGGCAGAUGAGCACGAUGAUGAACUGCGAGGCUGCCGCUCGGGGGGGCUUGGGUGCGUGGCACCACCGCUGCCACCACUACCGCCACCACCGGAGGUGGCUCUACAGGCGCCACCGCCGCUGCCAUUCGCGUCCAUCCAGAGAUUUGACGGCAACCCGAGACCGAGCCGGAGCGACUACUUCCGCGCAGAGGCAUCGCCGGGCUACCCGGGCUCCCCAGGCGUUUCCUUGACGGCGCAGAGUGGCGCGUUCCCUAACCGCGGUCGCUCUGCCGGCGACUUCGCGACGGUGGAGGGCGGCACCGGACCCAGCUUCGGCGGCAACAAGUACAGCCGCCCCGCUCAACACGAGGCCACGGCACGUCAAGCAGUGACGGGGUCCCACCGUGGCGUCGACACUCAAGGAGAGCAGUGCGGUUUCCUCUCCUGUCCAUUCAACUGCCGGAAGCAGCAGCAGCAGCGGCAGCCAGCGCUCUCGCCCCCUAGUUGUUUAGCUCGGGGUUACUCAAACGUGGGCCCUCGUGGCUUCUCGCUUCCGUUUGACCGACGCAAUGGCAAGCGGCCGUCCGAGACGCCGACGACGCCGCCAAAGGGCGGCGUCCCUGAGGCGCAGCUGCACCCGCCAUGCUGCUACCCCGGCUACACGUACAGGAGUGAUGGAAGGCCGCAGCUGCCACCGCCAGGGCCGCCACCGCCAGGGCCACCACCGCCCGUCGUGCCACCCUCCAGCGACUCCCCGCCGUUUGCAUUCGGCCCCCCGUUCGGCUUCCCGCCGCCGCCCCCUCCAGGCGCCGAUGAGCGGCGCGUGUUCAGGCCCUGCUACCCGAGCACGGUCUUCCCGGACCUGUUCUACGGCGAGCUGGCAUCGGCGCUGUACGGAUUCCCGCUGCACUACGGCCUCUUGAAGCCGGCGAUGAAACCACGCAGCGGCCCCGCCAACGAGCUCCACAAGCACCUGGAGGAAUCGUGCGAGCAGUGGAGGGGCCUCGAGAAGCAGAGGAAGAAGGCGGAGAUGGAGCUGAUGCGGAGCUACCCAGGGAGUCGCGUGCCGGGCCCCGUCAGCAUCGCGAUGCCGCGCCUGCCGCCCAAUCCGUCGCGCGUCGACCGGCUCGUGGUGGACCAGCUAAGAGAGAACGCCAGGGUGGUGGCCGUGCUGGGCCACGUGGAGGCCCUGCUGGGGCAGUCGCUUCCUGCCAGCGUCGUGCGUGCGCUGGCGCGGCACGUGGAGGCGGUGCGCGGCGUGCAGGAUGCGAGGCGCAGCGAGGUGAUGAACGCCGCCCUCCGGCAUAAGCAGGGAGCCCCGCGGCACCGCUGUGACAAGGACGUACUGGCGCUCGCCUACUCGGUGCGGGCACUUGGUGUGGCGACGCGCCGGGCCCGCUCGGCGCUCUGGUGCGGCCUGCAGCUCGGCCUCCCCGAGUGCCUUCGCGGGGAUACGGCCACGCACGCUGCCCUGCAAGAAGCCCUGCGUGACCUCGACUCGCCUCCUCCUCCUACUCCUCCACGUCCGCCUCCACCUCCGCAGCCUCCCGCUCUUUACGGUGGCGGCGGCUACGGCACAGAGGGCGCGCCUGCGGGCACCGUCUCGUCUCGCCCCCACUGCGAGCCCAAGCAGUGCGGUGGACAGGCCCCGCAAACGGCGUUCAGCAUUGACGAUGGCCGCAACGAUGUCGAUGUUGAUGGUGAAGGAGGAGGUGCUUAGAAGAAGCGGCGGUGGCGGCUGCGAGUUUCUCCCGCUGCAGGGGACUCGAGACGUUCUUUCCGAGUCGCAGAUUGGGGGGGUGUGGUUGGGGAGAAAAUGAAAUAGUUGUGUUUAUUAAUUUUGGGUGUAGGUUUUUUUAUGUUCAGAUGACUUUAUUCGCGGACGGGUGGUUGUCUCCGCCGCUUCGAAAACCGGUCGGGGGUCGACUCGGCGUGUGAAGUCACUGGGGUCGAUAAAAUAUAAACACUUUUUUGGGAAAGUCACCAGUGGUUAUCGUAGAGGUAGACUGGUCCUUGUCAUAGGAACGUAGAAUAUCCACCACUGGAUAAUAUCUGUAAAGGGAUGAACAAAAGCCCCACACUCGUUUUAGUGGGAAACCACGUUUUCUUUAACUUUCUAUUGAGGUCACUUGUAGCCGCGAUGUUGCGUUUAUUGAAGAAUCGCAUGUGUGCACGUGCAUCCCCGCGAGCCUGGAAUGCACACCCGUGUGUUAGUCGUGGUGAUUGUAAAUCUAGAUUAUUUUAAUUUGUUUUUGUAGCUUUUUUACAACCAAAUCUUCCGAAAUGCGCUACUUGAAGAAGCUGGGCCGGGUUGAUCCUGGUUAUCACUUAGAUGCGUGACUGCCUGGGGAAUACCAGGGCAGGCUUGGGGCUGUGUGGUGGCCAUGCGAUAGCAAUAAAACAAUGGAUUCUUGAA